AUGGUCUCAUCAAAGGUCAAAUAUGAAUUUGGGGGUCCUCUCGGUGCAGCUGCCAUUAUGGUUGGGUUGCCCCUGCUGUUCACCCUCUUCUAUUUCGCCUGCAAUGACAAGACAGGAUGUCCAGCCCCUAGUCUUCUGAGCCCUAGUCUGCUGACCUGGGAGAGGCUCAGAUCAGAAAUUCCCUGGCCCGAAGAGGGAGUCUGGGGAUUUGCGAGCAUAGAGGUUGCUGGUUGGCUCGUCGCCUACUACAUGUUUAGCAUGGUACUGUUCGCUGCCCUUCCAGCCCAGGCUGUUUUGGGCACAAAACUGCGCGAGUCUGGCCGUCCUCUUGAGUAUCGAUUCAACGCCUUCUCGUCCACCAUGGUCCACUUGAUCAUAUGUGCGAUGGGUACUUACUUUCAAGGCGCAAACUUUGUGGUCUGGACCUUCAUAACCGACAAUUAUCUACAACUUCUCACGUGCAGCAUCAUCCUCUCCUGGCUGAUCUCUCUGUACGUGUACCUUUGCAGCUUCGGCGUGAAGCUCCAGAAAGAGAACCUCCGCGAGCUGGCUAUCGGUGGCCAAACGGGUAACGUCGUCUAUGAUUUCUACAUUGGGCGUGAACUGAACCCGCGAUUCACCCUCCCAUUGAUUGGUGAAAUCGAUCUGAAAUCAUUCCUGGCAAUGCGUCCUGGCCUCACCGGUUGGCUUCUCCUCGACCUCGCUUUCAUCGCCAAGCAAUACCGUACCCAUGGCUUCGUCAGCAAUAGCAUCCUCCUCACCACCGCCGCGCAGUCCUACUAUAUCCUGGAGGGCCAGUACUUCGAAGAUGGCCUCCUCCGCAUGAUGGACAUCACGACCGAUGGCCUGGGCUUUAUGCUAACUUUUGGUGAUAUUGUCCUGGUGCCCUUUCUGUACUCCACGCAAUGUCGCUAUCUCGCAGUCCAUCCCGUCCAGCUCAGCUACGCGUGCGUUGUUGGUCUUUGUGCCAUUUUCGCCAUCGGCUUGUACAUUUUCCGCGCGUCAAAUGCGCAAAAGCUUCGCUUCCGGACCGAGCCUGAGCAUCCGAGUGUUAUCGACCUGUCGUACAUCCACACCAAACGCGGCACGAAGCUGCUGACAGGCGGCUGGUGGGGCAUGUCGCGCCACAUGAACUACUUGGGCGACUGGAUGCAGGGGUGGCCGUUCAGCGUUCCUACAGCAAUGGCCGGCUAUCUUCUCCUUCCCACAUCAGCUGCUGGGCCAGCAGAUCCCGAGGCAAUCCAGACUUUAGACGGCAGGUGGGUCGUCCAGGGAGCAGCAAAGGGCUGGGGCAUGAUUUUUACCUAUUGCUACGUUGUGUGGUUUGCCACACUGCUGAUUCAUAGAGAGCGCAGAGACGAUGCGGCUUGCAGUGAGAAGUAUGGUGAUGACUGGGAGAGGUACAAGAAGAUUGUGCGUUGGAGGAUCAUGCCUGGUAUCUAUUAA
Messenger RNA from Exophiala bonariae, 1446 nucleotides. RefSeq lists its product as uncharacterized. The record is from RefSeq and is a predicted model, not a curated record. Gene Ontology annotation, molecular function: Delta14-sterol reductase activity. The coding region runs from base 1 to 1446 and encodes 481 amino acids. Gene Ontology annotation, biological process: ergosterol biosynthetic process. Gene Ontology annotation, cellular component: endoplasmic reticulum membrane. NCBI's taxonomy places the organism in Eukaryota, Fungi, Ascomycota, Eurotiomycetes, Chaetothyriales, Herpotrichiellaceae. The transcript has 3 exons.